Babesia bigemina is the source of this 1123-nucleotide messenger RNA. RefSeq lists its product as hypothetical. The record is from RefSeq and is a predicted model, not a curated record. Lineage: Eukaryota; Apicomplexa; Aconoidasida; Piroplasmida; Babesiidae. The transcript has a single exon. The annotation marks the transcript as partial.
AUGCCAAAUGAUCCUAAAAAUCUCUUAGAGAAUCUUUGUGACGGCCUCGAAACUUUCCUCGGCUUCAACAAAGAUUCCAAAGGCUACGAUGGCAGUGGGAUAGUGUAUUCGGACUUGGAUAGGCUGUGUGACGGGGUGAUGGGAUUUUUGAGUGGAGUGCUUGGUGCGGUGAAAAACACUCAGACAUACAAUGUGGGUAGAAAAACAUUACAAAACUUGGUAAGUGAUGAAAUUAACAAACAUCUUUGCUCAGGGCACGAUGGUUUCACUACGCUCCUUCCCCGUCUGACUAAUGAGAUCGGGAAGUACAACACAGAAGUGAGAGACUCCAAUGAGAAAGUUAAGAAGCCCAUUGAAGAGUUGUUAAAUCAGGUGGGUGAUGCAUUUAUGAACAAGGUACAAAAUAUAUUGCCGCAGGAAAAUGAGGGUGAAGAUCCCGAGAAAGUGCAGGCGGCGGAGAAGCAGAUUAAGAAUAUGUUUCGAGACGAGAUAAAAACAUUCAAUAACACGUUUAAUAACGCAUAUAAUUUCACUACUAAAAUUGAAAAAACAGACAUGAAAAUUGCAAUUAAUUAUUUGAAUUCCUCGUUGCAGCUUAGAGUGAAACACGGCGUCAGUAACGUGGCUCAUGAGAUUAAGCGGCUGGAGCAGGUGGCGGAUAAGGAGCAGAAGACCUUCGAGUCCGCUGAGAAAAAAGUAAAAGAGGUGAUGAAAACACUCAAAGAGGGUGUAGAUGCAAAAAUUGCUAAUCAUGUGCAUAGGCUGGUGGAGCAAUUGAAAGGUAAGGUGCAGGAGAUAUUAGAUGAUUUGAAGAGCAUCAAUGGUUCGCUAGUUAACUACAUAAAUCAGAUGCAGGGGUGGAUUGAUAAGGCACAAUUAGCUAUUGAUGCAGCGUUGGAGAAAAUUGACUUCAUUUUUAAAGAAGUUAAUGAAGGUGAUUCAUAUAAGAAUCCGAAGCCAAUGAAGGAGGCAGCGGAGGCGUUGAAGAAACAGGCUCAGAUACUGUUCGAAGUUGGUAACGAAGUUAAACAGAAAAUUGAGGAAUUGGUACCUAAGGCUAAGGUGUUAGUAGGGCAGUUGGACCUCGCGAUUAGAGGAGAUUUGAAUGACCCCAAAGUGCAAU